Molecule: messenger RNA, 1303 nt
Organism: Quercus robur (English oak)
Lineage: Eukaryota; Viridiplantae; Streptophyta; Magnoliopsida; Fagales; Fagaceae
Product: nucleosome assembly protein 1;2-like
Exons: 6
Coding region: 246-1034 (262 amino acids)
Source: RefSeq, a predicted model, not a curated record
UAUUAAAAAAAAAAUCGUAUUUUGUGGUGUUAGGGUUUUGAAAUUUGAUGGCUUUAAUUGAUCUGUUAGGGUUGGUAUGAUUGUUUUGUUUUAGGCUUCUAAAACCUCGCUAAUCUGUUUAUUAUCCUCUGCAACAACAAAUUAUUCGAUUAAUUUUUGAAGUUGGCGUUAGUAAUAACCACGUGCUUUGGUUUAAUCCGAUAUUGGAUCUGAUUUGUGCAAAUCCAUGUCAUAUUAGGGCGGGGAUGAAGGUAGAGGUUGAAGAAGCCAUGGAGUUGGAGGACCAACUUCACAAGCGAUUCAAGCACGACCCAUCUCUACUGGCAGCAAUGGAGUCCGGCACAGAGCCUGUCACAGAGUCUGCAAUGGAGUCCGUCACAAAACCACCAGAGACCAUUUGGAAGUCCAUACGUGACCGGGUAUUACGAUCAUCAGAUUUGCCACUUACUUCAGAGAAAGGGUAUGGCAUGGAAUAUAUCUUUUAUCCUCACUGGACCAACAGUGACCGUCUUCUAAUAAAAAUUGGUCAGACUGGACUCGAUCUAAAUGAGGUUGAUAGGGAGUUUGCUAAACUGGUGCCACCACCACCACCAGAAGUGAAAACCAACCUUGUUCUUAUGAUUUGCUUUUUUGACAAGCACCCGGAAAAAGGCUAUACCUUUGCUUGGGUUAGAGAUUUCUCAAGUCUUUAUAAUGCUGGGAAAAGUUAUGCUUGUGAUGAUGAUGAUGAUUUGAUUGAUGAUGACCCUGAUGAGGCUGAGGUUGAUGACCCUGAUAAGGCUGAGGUUGAUAAGGCUGAGGAUGAGGAUGAGGAUGAGGAUGAGGAUGAUGAGGAUGAGGAUGAGGAUGAGGAUGAGGAUGAUGGUGAUGAUUUUCUAUAUGUAGUUAAAUCUAAUAGGGAUCCUUUUGAUAGAGAAGAUAAUAGUGCUGACAGAUUUGGGUUCCGCCACAAUUAUGAGAGAACUUUAGCAGCGCGUAUCAGAAGAGUGAUGUCGAAGCGAACAGAGUGUAGGUACGUUUUUGGAUUCAAUUAGCAGAACAAGUCCAGGUUGCAUUGGUGGAGGGCUCCUUUGAAGGCUACAUUGCGAGGUUUACGACGGAUAGAUCAUUGUCUUCGCUAACAGGAGUUUGGAGCUUUAAUAUCUUAACUUAAACAUAAUCUAUGUCCUUAAAUUUUGUUUUCUUUUGUGUUUUGGACUGGGUAUCUUUAGCCUCAAAAUUGCUGGGUAUAUACCUUCUCCUGUUUGAACGGUGGCUCUUUCUAGUUUGGUACGUGAUAAAUUAUGAAUCGUUUUCUUUUUUC